UCGUAGUAAGUUGUAUGAAGUGUAAAUUCAAUAGUACAUCACUAGAUAAAUACGUAUUUAUUCAAAUUGUUGGAAAAUAGGAACAUCGGGGUUUACGUGUUAGCCCUACAAUGCGAGAAAAAAUGCCGCCAUUAGCCUUAUACUGUUGACAAUUAUUUUGUUCUGUUACAGAAACAGGCGAUGAUGUUACCUUGGACGAUAUAUCUUCUGACAAGUCUUCUCGUCCCACCAUGUUUGCCAACUCCACAUCGAGGACGUCAUCAUCCCUCGGAACCACACGCCGAAGCCUAUCACAUAUCACGUGACCCCUUCGAUCCUCACAGGGACUCGGAGGAGUUUAGAAGAGAUGCCACUGACGAUAAGCGGGAGUUCACAAGAAGAGACUCUACCGAGGAAGAUCCUCUAAUUGUUACAACUAAAAAGGGCAAAGUAAGGGGUAUGACAGUAACGGCUGCAACCGGUAAAAAGGUGGAUGCAUGGUUAGGAAUUCCCUAUGCCCAGAAGCCAAUUGGAAAUUUAAGAUUUCGUCACCCACGCCCAAUAGAGAAAUGGGAGGGUGUUCUAAAUACUACCGAACAACCCAACUCAUGUGUACAAAUCAUAGAUACCGUAUUUGGUAAUUUUGCGGGUUCUAAUAUGUGGAAUCCAAAUACACCUUUAAAUGAGGACUGUCUGUAUAUAAAUGUAGUGGUGCCGAAACCGCGACCUACGAAUGCUGCUGUAAUGGUUUGGAUAUUUGGUGGGGGAUUUUACUCGGGUACAAAUACUUUAGAAGUCUACGACCAUAAUAUUAUAGUCUCAGAAGAAAAUAUUAUAUUAUGUUCUAUGCAAUACCGCGUCGCUUCCUUAGGGUUCCUAUAUUUCGGUACUUCCGAUGUUCCGGGCAAUGCCGGUAUGUUUGACCAAAUGAUGGCACUACAAUGGAUAAAGGAUAAUAUUGCUUCGUUUGGUGGAAAUCCUAACAAUAUUACUUUAUUUGGUGAAUCUGCAGGAGCUGUAUCAGUAUCCCUUCACCUUCUUUCGCCAUUAUCUAGAAAUUUAUUUUCGCAAGCUAUAAUGCAGAGUGGUAGUCCUACUGCUCCUUGGUCGAUAAUCUCAAGAGAAGAAAGUAUUCUUAGAGGUCUCAGAUUAGCAGAAGCUGUCAGUUGUCCUCACGAUAGAAAUGAUUUAAGCUCAGUUAUUGACUGCCUUAAGAAGAAAGACCCCAUUGAACUUGUCAACAACGAAUGGGGCACAUUAGGGAUAUGUGAGUUUCCUUUUGUGCCUGUAAUUGAUGGAGCAUUUUUAGAUGAGCAUCCAGUAAGAGCUCUAGCUAACAAAAAUUUUAAGAAAACUAAUAUAUUACUCGGUUCCAACACAGAAGAAGGAAACUAUUUUAUUAUAUACUACUUGACAGAAUUGUUCCGUAAUGAAGAAAAUGUUUACGUGAACAGACAAGAAUUUUUGCGUGCUGUUACCGAACUUAAUCCUUACGUUAAUGCGGUAGCAAGACAAGCCAUUAUUUUUGAGUACACUGAUUGGUUGAAUCCAGAAGACUCUGUAAGCAACCGAAAUGCACUAGACAAGAUGGUGGGAGAUUAUCAGUUUACUUGCAAUGUUAAUGAGCUAGCUCAUCGAUAUGCAGAAACUGGUAAUAAUGUAUAUAUGUAUUAUUACAAGCACAGAAGUGUAUCCAAUCCUUGGCCUUCUUGGACAGGUGUGAUGCAUGCUGAUGAAAUAAAUUAUGUCUUUGGUGAGCCGUUGAAUCCAACUAAAAGCUACACCGCUCAAGAAGUUGAUCUCAGUAAACGUAUUAUGCGAUAUUGGGCCAAUUUCGCUAAAACAGGUAACCCCAGUUUAAGUCCGAACGGCGUCUGGACACCGACUUUCUGGCCAUUGCACACAACAUAUGGAAGAGAGUAUCUUACCUUAGACGUCAAUUCAACUGCUACCGGUAGGGGGCCCAGACUCAAGCAGUGUGCCUUUUGGAAAAAGUACCUACCUCAGCUGCAGCAGAUGACGGGUGAGUUAAUAGAAAAAGCAGAGAGGUUUUCAGUGCAGAAUGAAUAUUAUAUGGAGUUAUAUAAAACGAAUAGCCGGAGAAACAAUAUCACUAACGUACCUGCGAGCUGUAGAAUUGAAAUAGUAACGGAAAAUACAACGCAAACGACUACUAUUGAGCCUCACGAUCAAACUGUUGAAAAUAUAAUUGAAAUAGAAAAUAAUUUUAGUGAAUCUGAAAACGUUACAGCCGUUGCAGCACCUAUUACAACAACCAACUCAAUUUAUGUCGCUACAGAAAAACACUUUGAAAAUAGUAGUGAGAGCAAUUUAAAAAAUUUAAGCAAUAUUGUAAACGAAAGUACAAACGAAAAACUACUAGAACGUAAUUUAGAUCUUACUAAUGUAGGUUUUAAUUCUAAUAAAGACCAUAUAAAAAAUAAGACUGUUGACUAUACAUAAAUAUAUCAAUUUUAUUAUGUUUAUUUGUUGUUUCUACUAAAGCCAACUACUUUUUUCCAUAUCAUUCUGUAUUUUUAACAAAGAACUGUCUAUUGAUAUGCAAAAAACCUUUACAUGCUAAAAAACCGUUACAAAAAUUAGAUAGUCUUUCUUCAGUAUUUAUUUUGCUGUUCACAUCUAAAAUUCUAGUGAAUUCAAAAAAAUUUUAAUUUUCAAUAGUUUAUUAAAAAGGCCAAAGCCGGAUAUAAAUGUCAAAAUUUCCCCAGCGAAAACUUGAUCCCAAAUUUUGGGUACUAUUCAGCAUUACAAAAAAUGAAGAUUCGCCAAAUUUUAGCCCAAAAUAUUGACAGAUAACCUCAAAAUUCCACAAAACGUCAAAAAUCGUUUUUUGGUCAUAACUCUCUUAAUUUUUUACCAAAAAAUAUUUUGUUUGUUUCUUAAUUAUGGAUAUUUUUGGGUCCUACAAAACUAUUUUACCGAAAGUAAGAGUUGGCGGGAAAUUUAAAAUAAUUUGAGCGUUUGAAAAUUCUAAAACUUUAUGAAAACAUAAUAAAAAAUAUAGAUUGCUAUUUUAUAGUGGUACAAGC
Diabrotica balteata is the source of this 3029-nucleotide messenger RNA. The record is from the annotation of a GenBank genome assembly. NCBI's taxonomy places the organism in Eukaryota, Metazoa, Arthropoda, Insecta, Coleoptera, Chrysomelidae.